CUGGCAGCGUGCGGGAGCCGGGCGCGAGCAGAGCGCAGCCGCGAGGGAGGCGCGGGGGAGGCGAGCCGGAGCCCGAGCCUGAGCCCGAGCAGCAGCCAGUGUUGGCGGAGAGCACUCGGGCGCAGCCAAAGCCGGAGCCGCAGCCGCGAUGGCCGUGGCCGUGGGGAGACCGUCUGACCAGGGAAAAGAUGUUUGGAGCAACUCUACCAGUUCUAAUUCUCGACUUCCACCUCUCAUGGCUGCCAAUGAAAAUGAAGAGCUUCGAAACUUGUCCCUUUCUGGCCAUGUUGGAUUUGACAGUCUCCCGGACCAGUUGGUCAACAAGUCUACUUCUCAAGGAUUCUGUUUCAACAUCCUGUGUGUUGGUGAGACGGGCAUCGGCAAAUCCACGUUAAUGGACACUUUAUUCAACACCAAAUUUGAAAGUGACCCAGCUACUCACAAUGAGCCAGGUGUCCGGUUAAAAGCCAGAAGUUAUGAGCUGCAGGAAAGCAAUGUCCGGCUGAAGUUAACCAUCGUGGACACGGUGGGAUUUGGAGAUCAGAUCAAUAAAGAUGACAGCUAUAAGCCGAUAGUGGAAUAUAUCGAUGCCCAAUUUGAGGCCUACUUGCAAGAGGAAUUGAAGAUCAAACGUUCUCUCUUCAACUACCACGACACCAGGAUCCAUGCGUGCCUCUACUUCAUUGCGCCUACUGGACAUUCACUGAAGUCUCUGGACCUGGUCACCAUGAAAAAGCUGGACAGUAAGGUGAACAUCAUUCCAAUAAUUGCAAAAGCGGACACUAUCGCCAAGAACGAGUUGCACAAAUUCAAGAGUAAGAUCAUGAGUGAACUAGUCAGCAAUGGAGUCCAGAUAUAUCAGUUCCCCACAGAUGAAGAAACAGUGGCAGAGAUUAACGCAACAAUGAGCGUCCACCUGCCCUUUGCAGUAGUCGGCAGCACUGAAGAGGUGAAGAUUGGCAACAAGAUGGCGAAGGCCAGGCAGUACCCUUGGGGUGUGGUGCAGGUUGAGAAUGAAAACCAUUGUGAUUUUGUGAAACUCCGGGAGAUGCUGAUUCGUGUGAACAUGGAAGACUUGCGAGAACAGACUCACACCCGCCAUUACGAAUUGUAUCGGCGCUGUAAGCUCGAGGAGAUGGGGUUCAAGGACACUGAUCCUGACAGCAAGCCCUUCAGUCUUCAGGAGACAUACGAAGCAAAAAGGAAUGAAUUUCUGGGAGAACUUCAGAAGAAAGAAGAAGAAAUGAGACAAAUGUUUGUUAUGAGAGUGAAGGAGAAAGAAGCUGAACUUAAAGAGGCAGAGAAAGAGCUGCACGAGAAGUUUGACCUCCUAAAGCGGACACACCAAGAAGAAAAGAAGAAAGUGGAAGAUAAGAAGAAGGAGCUGGAGGAGGAGGUGAACAAUUUCCAGAAGAAGAAAGCAGCAGCUCAGCUACUCCAGUCCCAGGCCCAGCAGCCUGGGGCCCAGCAAACCAAGAAAGACAAGGAUAAGAAAAAUGCAAGCUUCACAUAAAGCCUGGCAAGCCAAGGAUGGUCCCGCAUUCACCUGCUUUUGCAGUAAUAUUGUAUCUCUGCCAUCUGUGUCCUUUUGUUUUUUGUUUUUUUUUUUACACCCUUCCCCAGACACCAAUAACUAUUAACUCAUUUUGCUGAAUGUUGUUGGGUGGUGGAAAAUGAUAGAACAAGGGAAUAACAACAAAAGCUGUGUGCCGCUGGACUGUGUUUCUGGAAAGUACAUGAUUUGCCUUGUAUGCCUGUUCCCAGUGGCAGCAGGAAGCAUGCCUGUUACUUGUAUGUUGCUUUGGACUGAGGGAAGGAGGGUAAAUUGCUACGUGUACGUCUGGCAGGAAAACUUCGCACCGCCUCAGCAGCUGAACUAUAAACCUGAAUAGUCAUGACAACAACUUGCUUUUCUUGAUUAUUCAUCUCCAUGAUGGCAAGAGCCCUGAACUCACUCUCUCUCUUCUCCACACCUGCCCCAAACCCAAGGUAGCUUUGUAUGUAGGCAGGACAGUAGGUAAGCGUUACGUGACUUUUAUACUUGCAUGGAUUUAUUAGAAUAACAUUAUUUGGCCCGGGUUGUAAGUCUGUUCAGACAGACUGUCUCCUCUCAUAGCUUUAAAAAUGUUUCUGAACCCCUAUCUCAAAUUCUGGCCAAGUUGGACAUAAUAAGAAAACGAUGGUUAUGUUCACUUUUAUCAGUGCAACCUUGAUCCUCUCACAGAUGGCAAUCUCAAAGGCCGAAUCAUACAACAUUGCUUAGUAGAAGAAUCUACUAAGGUUGAUGGGCUUUCUGUAACCUAUUAACUACUAACAAUUAGCAAUUGUUAGUGCUAAAAAAAACACCUAAAUUUGCUCUCACUGGGCUGAGAGGGAGGGCCUGAGGGUUGAUGCCAGGCUGGCAGAACUUUUAAUGACAUUUUUCAGUAAUCCUGAGGAGAAAAGUUUUCAGAAAUCCUUCAAAUAGAAAAUUGGUUGUAAACUGUGCAGCACAAAUUUGAGGGGACCUUGCCAAUGUCAGGCAGACAUGGGAAGGAAUAUAACACAAACCUGCGAGUCUAAGAAAACAGAAAUAGAGCUUCACAUCCAGCCUCCUUGCAGAGAGUCCUUUCGAUAUUCAACAAUAAAGGAAAGAAGAAACAGCAGUCGGUUUUUCAAAUCCAGUUGUUUUGAAGGAAUUGCUUCAACCUUUCCUCUCAGCACAGCUAGUGCCACUUGGUCUUUAUGUCCAAGGUUCAUCGCUCCAACAGUGACGAUUAGGACUAACCCAUAUGCCAGGACAUAGACUACAUCCCAAAUCUGUGUGAGAAGGGGUAUAGUUCAUCUCUUGUCUGUACUGCUCCCUUGUGAGGCUUACUGAUUUUCAUCUUGAACCCCCCACCCCCACCCUCCACUAACAAGGUCUUCCAAGCUUUCUCUCUAACUCUCUAGUCUCUUGUUUCUUCCUUGAAAGACUAACAUUUCUCAUGAACCUCAUACUUCUGCCUUUCCUUCUGGCCUUCACGAGUCAUACCUUAAGUAAAUGGGAUAGAAUACUGUACCUCCCUGACACACACCAACACACAUUUUUAAAAAAUUAAGUCUGUAGGUGAUUCCAAUAAAGAUUUUUUUUUCCUUCUCUUCAUCCUCAAACAUACUCUUACAGGAAAGAAGGAGUGGUUUUCCAUGAGCUAAUUUAGGCUUAAUUAGGCUAAGUAAGAAAUCAGUUUCCUUGAAGCCCAAACUGAUUCAAGAUAGAAAGAGCGAACGCGGAGCAGCAAUAGUGGUAUAAAGACAGAUUCAGGAGUGGCUGAACCAGGGUUUUUGGUUUUGCUUUUGUGUUUUUAAUGAUUCUAAUGUGAUGCUAGCUGUGGAGCAGCCGAGGGUUAGAUGGCAUGCCGACUUCUAACCGUGGGCUGAGUUUGCUUGUACGCUGCGCACCAUACAAACGCUUCAGUACGUGUGCUGUGUGCUUGUCCCAACCACCGCUUGUGUGAACAUUUUUUGUGCCUUGAAACAGAAAACACACUUUUAAAUCCUAAAAACGCAUCAACUUUAAAAUGGUCAUUUUUAAUGCGUACUAAAGCCUCUUUAUAGUGAGCUUAGUCGUCAAAGGCAUCCAGCUGACUUUUUGAUUCCAAGAUUAUUGAUUAAUGGGAUUGAUCUUUUUUCCAUUAAAUUUUUCACAGUCAAAUAAAAAUCAUAUGGCGAGUCAGGGAAUAAAACGUCCAAAGAAAUAUACAGAAUAUACUAGCUUUUUUUCAAAUGCGUUGCUUCUGACCUCUUUUCUACCCCUGCUCCCGGCCCUGUUCAGUUUGUUAUUGCUGCCCUUCUCUUCUUUCUGUAUCUGUGCCUUUUUUCACAGUAGUCCUUGGCUCUGCACGGAAUAAAUGGUAUCCUCAAAUCUAAUUGGAUGUGCUUUCGCCUUUGCAUGUAAGUACGCUAGUAAGAAACCUUUGAGAUCUUUCACUUUUUAAAAGGAGAGAUAUAACUGGGACAGAUGGCUUUGGUUUUAUUUUUAGGGGCGGGAGGGCAGGGAGGUAAUGGUUUGAGUAGCUUUUGGUUUAAAAAUAAAAACUGAAUAUAUUUAAAAUGGCCACAUUUAUAUCUUUUUCACCAGAAACACAUAAAUUCGGUUUUUCCUUGAUAUCAGUAUAGAAGUCAGAAAUGACUCAUCCCAGUCUGUGUUCCAUGCAGCAUCCUAGGUGUCAUUGGGUAUUACAGAGGGUCCUUGGUUCUGACUGUAAAUAAAGCUAGAAUGAGAAACUACUACCUUGCACUGGAUAAAAUCAAGAGGAAAAAUGUUUUCAUGCUAGGCUGCCUCUAGACUGCUUGAUUUUUUUGGUGAUCUUGGUCGAAUGGUCUUGCCCUGGUGCUAACUGCUGGCAGUGGACACUUUUUUUUUUGGCCAGAGAGCUCUAGCUGGCCUCUCCCCACAUCUUUUGUUCAACCAUAAUGGCCAUCUUUUUGCAUCAUCCAGACUUAGAUACCCAUAACCCUUAUACUUGUGUGUGCAGUAGGAUGUGAUGGGAAAACAUCUAUGAGAAGUUAUUGGCAGUUCAGAGACUAUGUUUUCCAGCUCAGGCUCUUGCUAAAUUGGCCAAGGUUUUGUCCAGAAAGGGCAUCUCAACCAGGGGAAACAUUGAACGUAAAGCUAGACGCAGGUUAUUUAUUAUCUUCCUCCUCUGCUUUGUAAUCUCACCAGCAGUAACACGUAUUCUUCCUAACAAACAGACUUGGUGUCCUCACUUUCUUGACAUACCAUAAGUGUUUCACAUCCAAACUGCUGAAUCAGGUUUUUCAGCUGUUACCAGCCCCCAUCAUACCGUCUCUGUGUGGUCCUGCCAAAACCGUCCAUUCAUUUCCUUUGGCUUUGCCGUUUGCAAGUGUCUGAAAUUGUCGAGUUUCAGCUUCCAGAAGUCUUGGUUCCAUUGACAGGCUACAUAUGCGAUGACCCUUUAGUGGAAAUCAUGACCUACAAAGUCUAGAUUGUAUGUAGGUAUGAAGGGAAUUUUUAAAAUAAAUUGAAAACUUAAGCUGUGAACAGCAUUAGAACUUUGUCUAUUUCUUAAUAAUUUUAAAAUAUGCUGAUAUGCCUUAAACUGUAGUUGUAGAUCAUUGUCAUUUUGCUGUUUGAAAAUAACCAAUGUGUUUCUAAAACUGUUGUGUAAUCUACUUUUAGUAAUGCAGAAUUGUCAUAUAUGUAAGCUGCAUGUUAGACACUUGUCUUUUUUAAAAAAAAAACGAAAAUAAUUGUAUUGAUGUGAAGCAUAUCAUUUUUUUUUCAAGUAUGAAAGUAAUCGCUGAGCAAACAUGCUCAGCAGCGUGGUGUCUGUUCAGGUAGGCGAGUGGUGGACAGGUAAUCUAUGCAUAUAUCACUAGUGCCAAGACAUAAAGUGGGGGAAAUAUAUUUUUACCCAAACAUUGUGUGCCCUUUUGUGAGUUCUUUUUAAUCACUGUUUGAUAUGCAUAUGUACCCAUGCUGAUUAUAUUGGAUAAAAGGAAUAGGGAACAAAGAGUCUCGUGCUUUCCUGCCUUGUCUGGUGGACUUGAAACACUACCCUCUGGGCAGCAUGUUUCUCCAAGAUACUUCCCAUGUAGCAUCCUGUACUUCACAGACCGUCUCUGCCACCUUUAUCCCCCGUUCCCAUACCCUUCCGUCCUGAUGGGCAUCCCCUGGCACCCCACGACCCCCACGUCCAGCUGAGGCAUCGUCUUCCCUGGCCUCUGCUGCCCAGCGCUGCUGCUGAAGGAGUCAUCCCUUUAACUGACACACUGCUGUUCUUUCACAGUUCAUUGUAGAGAAGCUCCUGUAUUUUUUUUUCUUUUUUAAGCCUUUAAGAAUCAAAUUUGAACCUGAAA
This is a messenger RNA of Hipposideros armiger (great roundleaf bat), 5841 nucleotides long. RefSeq names its product septin 11 (gene SEPTIN11). The record is from RefSeq and is a predicted model, not a curated record. Gene Ontology annotation, molecular function: GTP binding. Bases 149 to 1513 code for a protein of 454 amino acids. The transcript is spliced from 11 exons. NCBI's taxonomy places the organism in Eukaryota, Metazoa, Chordata, Mammalia, Chiroptera, Hipposideridae.